Molecule: messenger RNA, 1960 nt
Organism: Pecten maximus
Lineage: Eukaryota; Metazoa; Mollusca; Bivalvia; Pectinida; Pectinidae
Product: C-type mannose receptor 2-like
Exons: 5
Coding region: 790-1656 (288 amino acids)
Source: RefSeq, a predicted model, not a curated record
CUUAUGAUUAAAUACUGCUGUAAUCGAAAACAUGCAAUCAACAAUUAUGUUAUUGUUUCAGUACAUAAAUAUGACGUAGCUCUUUUGUUCUUUUGAUUGGCUAGUAAACCUGCGGUGGUCACAUGCAGGUCGAUAUACCAUAUGGACCUAUAUUUUCUAAAUUUAGAACAACCAUCGAAUAUAGGCCUUAUGUUUCUAAAGUGAAAAAACCCAGACUAUAUGGGCUCUAUGUUUCUUAAAUUGGAACAGUGAAAAGUAUGGAUCCCGGAGUACAACACAAUUUAUAUUUAAAAACAUAUUGAUAAUUCCAAAUUGGCGGAAUAUGAUGAUAAAUUUAUCUUAGGCAAUUAUGAAAUUACAAAUGUACUGGUAAAUAUGUUCAAAUGGCAUAUGAAAAUCACGGACAUUUCAAUUCGGCUGAUAUGGUUUUAUAUCAACCUGGCUUCGCCCUCGGUUAAUGUUUUCUUCCAGGUCGAUAUAAAAGCGUUUUGACCUCAUUAAAAGUCCAUUAUUGAUAUAGUUUGAGUAUGGUUUGUCAUUACACUGUAUACUACGUUAAAGCUCCUACGGAUAGUAGCACGGGAUUAUACAAGUGUAUGUCAUGUUCUUUUAAGAAUAACAAAUAUCCAAACUAAAUCAUAGGGUUGCUAAUAGAUAUUUAUAGUGUGACAAUUAUCAUACUUUUCCUGACUUUCUUGACUUCCACUCUUUUUGUUCCUAGCAUUUCUGACGAGUCCUGGAAGGUAGAGUUUUAUAUUCCUUAAUUUUCAUAUACUAUAUUCAAUACUGAUGUCAUAUUUAAAGGUACUACUCAACUGUAUCUUUUGUACAAUGAUUCUAGCGGUUAGUGGAGUAGUGAAUGAAGUGAACCAAUGUACAGAACAUUCAUCAGGAUCAUCUUUGACCAGAUCUUACUACGACAUUUGCAUAACUUUUGUCAGCACUAAAAGGUCCUGGAAUGAUGCAAAUCAUGCUUGUAGAAGCCAAGGAGGACUAUUGGUCCAGAUCACAGACAGACACAUGCAGGACUUUGUGUUUGAAGUGCUAACAUCGGAACACUGGGCAGACACUGGUGUUUGGAUUGGUGCCACAGAUGACGAUACCGAAGGCAGAUGGAUAUGGAGUGAUGGUAGCAACAUCACAUACUCCAACUGGCACCCGGGUGAAGGACCGGUCCAUCAUGGUUUUCUGUUUUCCUCAGCUGCUUUAGAGGACUGUGGUAUAAUGCGUGUUGACGAUAACGGUCGUUGGCAUGACUACAGUUGUGGAAAUCUCCUGUUCCGCCACUCCUACAUGUGUCAAUACCAAAAGACGCCUUCAUUAACAAUAUCAUCAACAACAAUGUCGCCGACCACACAACAAGAUAAGUGUGUACUGCUCCAUCCGAAUGAUUCCUUCGUCCAAUUCUACAGCGAUUCCUGUCUUACUUUUGUCACUGGUGACAAGUCUUGGAAUGAUGCGGACACUAACUGCGGGAGACAUGGAGGAUUGUUGUUACAGAUCCACAGCCAACAGGACCAGGACAUCGUCUAUGAGAGCCUGAAGUCCCUACACUGGAGUGACUCGGGGGCGUGGAUAGGGGCUACAGAUAGUGGUAGUGAGGGACACUGGAGAUGGAGUGAUGGUAACCAUAGUAACACCUUGUACGUCUGUUAAUUAUGGUCACUGGAAUCCUGACGAAGGGCCGUCUCACAACGCCACUAACGAGAACUGUGCCAUGAUCAGUGUGGAUGACGGGAUGUGGUAUGACUACGAUUGUACAGCCGUUAUCUACAACCAGGCCUAUAUAUGUCAAUACAGACAGUGACAAUAUAUGUCAAUACAGACAGUGACACUAUAUGUCAAUACAGACAGUGCCAAUAUAUGUCAAUACAGACAGUGACAAUAUAUGCUAAUACAGACAGUGACAAUAUAUGUCAAUACAGACAGUGACAAUAUAUGUCAAUACAGACAGUGACAA